Closterium sp. Yama58-4 is the source of this 1668-nucleotide messenger RNA. The record is from the annotation of a GenBank genome assembly. NCBI's taxonomy places the organism in Eukaryota, Viridiplantae, Streptophyta, Zygnematophyceae, Desmidiales, Closteriaceae.
AUGUCCACCACCGCUUUUGAGCCUCUGCGCGCCGCGGAAGAGCCGUUGCGCGAUCCUGCCGCAGCAGCCGAGCCGUGCCACCCUUUCGCGGCGCCCACCGUCGAACGCGAGAUGGGCGCGCAAUGCCGUGUGCCAACUGCGGAAGAGUGCAGCGACGGAAAGUCUCCCGCGGAGGCGCAGUCCGAUGUGGGCGGAAGAAGCCCGGGAAGGGCGGCGUCCGCGGAGAGCGGGGAAAGCGCAGACGAGCUGCUGCUUCUGGAUUGGAUAAUCGACGGCUCUUGCUCCACUGACGACUUGAUGCUUCGUCGCACUGCGACUGAUGACAGUCGCAUCGCCGGCGCGACCGACAGCUUCGCGUCGCCUUCUGCCGGUAUUCGCGGAACCUUAUCGCAUUCGCCGCUGCGAGCCUCGGCUAGCGACAGAAACCUCGGCGGCCUUUGCGGCGACUCGAGAAACGGCAAGCGAGAGUUUCGCCGAAGCUGCUCGAUGGAGGACAUUAACAGCGGCGGCGCAAGUGGCGGCGGAGGUCGCGGGGGUAAACCCGGUAACCGGAUUCUUGUGGAAUCAUCGCCGUCGUCUGUCCUGACGGGCGGUCCGUCAUCGCCGGCUACGUCAGUCGAUAGCUGUGCGAGUGAUCUCACUUCGCCUAUAAGCAGCCCCGUUAUAAUGGAGAGGAUUAGCAUGGCGAAGCCGAGGACGUUGCACCUUCCGCCGCUUCCGCCGAAGGCGCCCGUGCUGUCUGACAGUACUUGGCGGCCGGUACCCGCUAUAAGCGUCCCCGCGAGCUGCGCGCCGCCCACGGCUCAAAUUCAGCCGUCGCAUCAUAUCAGGUCAUUCGGAGCGCCUCAACACGCGGUUCCGUCCGCGUUUUCGCUGCGGCUGCAGCAACAGCAGCGCGAAUCGCAACAAGAGCAGGUGGCGCAAGCGGCGGCGGCGAAGCAGCAUCCGCUGCUGGCCUUGGACGAGCAGCGGCGGAAGCACCGCGCGUGGAUGUCGCUAUUCUCCCCCUCUCUCGCGCAAACCCUUCCCCCGCUCGCGCCAUCCGAAAACGGCGCGGAGCUCAAAAGACUCGCGGAGCUUCGGGCGCAAGCUCCGAGCGCAGCAUACGCGGAAGCAGAAGCAGAACAGCGCGCGGAAGGUGAUUGCGCGCGUGAAAUCAACGCAGCUGCGGAAGUUGCAGUCUCGGCGUUCCGCGCAGAAUUCCCACCUUUCUCAAUUCCCGCGGCCAAUGAUGGGCAGCCAGGAGUUACCAGCAGCUGGGUCGCGAAUGAAAAUUCGUCUGACGAACUCGCGGGCGAUGUCACUCAGGCGAUUCGCCAGGGACUGGGAUCUGUGAAACUAGGCUCUGCAGCGGGCAGCAGCAGCGGGCAGCAACAAAACUUCAGCCGUUCAUUUUCGUACGAUGUCAUCAGCCAAGCAGGCGGCUUGCCAAACUGUACGUCUGGCAUCCGCCGAACCUCCAGUGACGUUGGCGAGGCACCAGCAGACCCCCGCAAUGUGCAUAUAACGAGGUCUGGAACGUGUGGUAACGGAUCUGUGAUUUUGACGAAGCCAUCCAAUCUGAGGAGGGGUGGCAUGGCAAAGCAGGUGCAGGGACAGAAGAAGGUGAGAUGGGGGGCAAACGAGGUGUUUGAAAUCCCUGCCCGCUGCUCCAGUAUUGACUUCUGA